Messenger RNA from Lates calcarifer (barramundi perch), 2184 nucleotides. RefSeq lists its product as uncharacterized. The transcript is spliced from 8 exons. NCBI's taxonomy places the organism in Eukaryota, Metazoa, Chordata, Actinopteri, Centropomidae. The coding region runs from base 219 to 2000 and encodes 593 amino acids. The record is from RefSeq and is a predicted model, not a curated record. Gene Ontology annotation, molecular function: acrosin binding. Gene Ontology annotation, cellular component: extracellular matrix. Gene Ontology annotation, biological process: binding of sperm to zona pellucida; egg coat formation; positive regulation of acrosome reaction.
CCUUUGGAGAUCAGCAAAGAAACCAAAGCGAAGCAACAGCUUGCAAAUGUGUCCUCCUCCAGGCCUAAUUACUCCCAGCCGUGACUGAGCGGUGCUUUUACGCGCAGAUUGAAAGGGAAAGGUAGAAGGACAGCAGUCUGUGGCGAUGAAAGCAAAUUGGUAUCUCUGUAUUUUCUGGAGUGUUUUAUCACUUGGCCUCAGCAGUGCAGCGGAUACUUAUGAAUCUCCAUUUGCUAGAAGGAAAAAGGUUUUCAAACUGGAUACUCCUCAGUCCAAACCGAUCAAGCUGUCAGCAGCAGGGCGACAGAAAAUCACCUGCCAGUACCACUCCACUGUCUCAACCCAGCUCUCGAAGGCCCUACCCUCCUGUUACACCCCGAUCCAUGCGCCCAGCAAAGAUCCAGUCGGACUUCGCUUACCUCCCCGACGUCUCUGUGACCUGCUCUACGUCUGACUUUGUUGUUCGGGUCAAACCGGCUUUCUACGGUCUGGGCGCGGAUGCAGAUGAGCUGAAACUAGGCAGCAGUUGCAAGAGCAACGGGGUUCUCGGACCGUACGGUGACUUCCUCUUCACAUACCCCCUGACAGCGUGUGAUGCCGUGCGCGAGACGCCUCAAGGUUACCUGGUCUACAGAUUCGUGCUCCAUUAUGAGCCUUCGCCAAAACGGUUGCUAAGCAGAGCGCACCGGAUCGACGUUGACAUUGAAUGCCAUUAUCAAAGGAACCAUCAUGUGUACCAGCUGGCUGUAAAGCCCACCUGGCAAACUGCUGUUUUGCGUAAAAGGCUGAUGGGGCGUCCCAGUGAUUUCCAGAUCAAGCUGAUGGAUGAUUCAUGGACCAUACCAGCCAAGUCCCAGGUGUACCAGCUCGGGCAGACAGUACAUUUCCAGGUCUCUGCUAUGCAUCUCCCCUCUGGAGGAAAAUUGUACAUCAGUAGCUGCUAUGCAACACCAUCCAGUGGCUCUAAAUCGUCCCUGAAAUACACCAUCAUUGGCAAUUUUGGCUGUAUGCUGGACAGCAAGACAGACCCGGGUGCCUCUCAGUUCAUCUAUCGGACGGACAAGACCCUGCGAUUCUCCCUGAAGGCCUUCCAGUUUACUGCUGACCCUGACACUGAGGUCAGCAUUCACUGCAAAUUAUCCAUCACAUCAGAGGAACCAAGUCCUGCACACAAAUCUUGCACCUUCACAGGGACCAGGUGGAAGGCCCUGACUGGUGACGACUCCAUAUGUGAAUGCUGUGAUUCAAAAUGUGUCACCUCUAAAUCCCGGAGGGCCAUGAUGGAAGGCUCUGCCAGCAGUGAGUCGCUGCUAGUCUCCGAUCAGCCGUACACAGCAGAAGAUGGUUUUCUACCAGUCAGCCCCUCGCUUGACAGCGUGAGCAACAAAGGCAAGACCACAGUGAGUCGUCACAUUGAUAAGCUGCACAGUCAUGACCAUCUGCGGGAAAGUGCAGCUGUAGUAAAGUAUGGUGAUGACGAUGAUUAUGAUGACCAAGACGAAGAAGGCUACAUGGAAGAGGAGCUUGAAGAAGAUGAAGUGGAAAGCAGGGUUAUCCUGGGAGUGAUGACAGAGCCCAAGUUAGAGUUCAGGCAUGGUGUUUUAGUGGAGGAGAAGAGAGAAGCUGAAAUAAUGGAUUUAAAUGAGUUUGAAGAGGAUGGCUCUGGGUAUGAAGUCGAAGAGGAUUUUUUGGAGGGUGAAGAAGAAGGAGAAACAUCUGAGGAAAGAGAAGAUGAGACCUCUUAUGCACAGCAGGUGAUCCAUUUGAGUCAGAAGGAAGGUGAAGUAUUCCGUCACUGGGCGCAGGUGGAGCAACUAAAAGUCACCCUACAGAAAGAGGUGCAGCCGCUGGUCUCGGAAGGUGAGGAAGAAAACAGGAAGUAUGCAGAUAGCGGUGAAGAGCAUGAGAGGACAGCUGAUGUGGAGAGGAAGAAUGAUGACAGUCUGACAGAAAAUGUAGCAGAUGAUGGGGAGAUAACUUGGUAUUUCACAUGGAGGUAGUAUUAGAUAAGUGCAUCUGAUGAGUACUCUGCUUAAAGACUGUUCUAACUCUUCAUAACAAAUUUAAUUUCAAUGGAAAUAAACAUAACAAUGCAAUUGACACGCCAUCUUUUGUCAUAAUUUACAUCAGACUAACAUGGAAAAUAUUAGUCUAAAACUACACACCUGUAGGUAUGUAGUGGAA